AUGUCUAUUAUUACUCCAACGGGCCCUAUUGCUCCUCCUAUGGAAUCAACGGGCGACCGUCUAGUUACGCUGGAGCUACAGGAUGGUGUCGCUGUUCAGGGUUAUUCCUUCGGUGCUCCCAAGUCAGCUGCUGGUGAACUAGUUUUUCAAACUGGUAUGGUUGGUUACCCAGAAUCGGUCACUGACCCAUCUUAUGAGGGCCAAAUUUUGGUGAUCACCUUCCCUCUUGUGGGCAACUACGGUGUGCCUGACCGCAACUUACAAGAUGAACUUGUGGAAUCCUUGCCAAGGUACUUUGAGAGCAGCAGAAUCCACAUCGCGGGUUUAGUUAUUGCUCACUACACCGACCAAUACUCACAUUGGCUCGCCAAUUCUUCCCUAGCAGCUUGGUUGAAAGAAGAAGGCAUCCCCGCUGUCUACGGUAUUGACACCAGAGCGUUGACAAAGCAUCUAAGAGAUAGCGGCUCUAUGCUAGGUAGACUUGCCCUCCAGAAAUCUGGAUCUGAUUUCGUUAGGGCGACCUCUGCUGAAUGGAGAGACUCUUUUGAGAUUCCUGACUGGGUCGACCCUAAUGUUCAAAACUUGGUCGCCAAAGUAUCUACCAGCGAGCCACAUUUGUACACUCCUCCAUCCGAUUUUGAUGUUUCUAACUUACAAAAGGGACCUGAUGGUAAGACUUUGAGAAUUCUGGCCAUUGAUGUCGGUAUGAAGUUCAACCAGAUUCGUUGCUUUGUAAAGCGCGGUGUUGAGCUCUUAGUGGUGCCUUGGGACUACGAUUUUACUAAGGAACAGUACGAUGGUCUCUUUAUCUCAAACGGUCCCGGUGAUCCAUCUGUUCUAUCAGAUCUUAACGUCAAGCUGACUAAAGUCCUGGAAUCUAAAAAAACCCCUGUCUUUGGUAUCUGUCUUGGUCACCAGCUUUUAGCUAGAGCUUCGGGAGCCUCAACUCUGAAGCUGAAGUUCGGUAACAGGGGCCACAACAUUCCUUGUACUUCUACCAUUUCCGGAAAGUGUUAUAUCACUUCACAAAAUCAUGGUUUUGCUGUUGAUGUCGACACAUUGACAACUGGUUGGAAACCUUUGUUUGUCAAUGCAAAUGAUGGUUCGAAUGAAGGUAUUUACCACACUGAAUUGCCCUACUUUUCUGUCCAAUUCCAUCCAGAAUCCACACCAGGUCCAAGAGAUACUGAGUUUUUAUUUGACGUCUUCAUUCAAUCUGUUAAACAGUUCAAACACACUGGUCAAAUCAAGCCUGUCGAAUUCCCAGGUGGCAAGCUCGAAGAUAACCUGGCAGCUCACCCAAGGGUCGAAGCUAAAAAAGUUUUAGUCUUAGGCUCUGGUGGUUUGUCCAUCGGGCAAGCUGGUGAGUUUGACUAUUCAGGUUCCCAAGCUAUCAAGGCUUUGAAGGAAGAGGGUAUUUAUACCAUUUUGAUUAAUCCAAAUAUUGCAACUAUUCAGACCUCCAAGGGUUUAGCUGACAAGGUUUACUUCCUUCCAGUUACUGCGGAGUUCGUGAGAAAGGUCAUUCUGCAUGAGCGUCCAGACGCUAUUUACGUCACUUUUGGUGGCCAGACCGCUUUGUCUGUGGGUAUUGAAAUGAAAGAUGAAUUCGAGGCUUUAGGUGUUAAAGUUUUGGGUACUCCUAUUGAUACCGUAAUCACUACAGAAGACCGUGAGCUCUUUUCCAAUGCUAUGGACGAAAUCAAUGAAAAGUGCGCAAAGUCGAAGGCAGCCUCGACGGUUGAGGAAGCUUUGGAAGCUGUUAAGGAAAUUGGAUUCCCAGUCAUUUGCCGUUCAGCUUUUGCUUUGGGUGGCUUAGGGUCUGGUUUUGCUAACAAUGAGAAGGAGCUUGUUGAUUUGUGUAACGUUGCCUUUGCAUCCUCUCCUCAAGUCCUAGUGGAAAGAUCCAUGAAGGGCUGGAAAGAAGUUGAAUAUGAAGUUGUGCGCGACGCUUUCGAUAACUGUAUCACAGUCUGUAACAUGGAAAAUUUCGACCCUCUGGGUAUCCACACUGGUGAUUCGAUCGUUGUGGCUCCUUCUCAAACUCUAUCUGACGAGGACUACAACAUGUUGAGAACAACAGCUGUUAACGUUAUCAGGCAUUUAGGUGUUGUUGGUGAGUGUAACAUUCAGUACGCGCUUAACCCAUUUAGCAAAGAGUACUGUAUCAUUGAAGUCAAUGCUCGUCUCUCGCGUUCGUCUGCCUUGGCGUCUAAGGCUACUGGCUACCCUCUCGCCUACACUGCAGCCAAACUUGGUCUGAACAUUCCUUUGAACGAGGUCAAAAACUCUGUGACACAGUCUACGUGUGCUUGUUUUGAACCAUCUCUCGACUACUGUGUGGUCAAGAUGCCAAGAUGGGAUUUGAAGAAGUUUAACAGAGUUUCUACUGCGCUUUCUUCCUCUAUGAAAUCUGUUGGUGAAGUUAUGAGCAUCGGAAGGACGUUCGAGGAAGCUAUCCAGAAGGCUAUCAGAUCUACAGAAUACGUUAACCUAGGUUUCAAUGAAACAGACAUGGACAUUGACAUUGACUACGAGCUCUCACACCCUACAGAUGAACGUAUCUUUGCCAUUGCUAACGCGUUCAGUAACCUCAACUACUCAGUCGAAAAAGUUUGGCAAUUGAGUAACAUCGAUAAAUGGUUCUUGACCAAGCUUUAUGAUUUGGUUGCUUUCGCUAAGAAGAUAGAGAGCUAUGGGGCGAAAGAAAACCUACCACCCUUGGUUUUGAAGCAGGCGAAGCAACUAGGUUUCGAUGAUAGGCAGAUUGCGAAGUUCAUUAACUCCAAUGAAGUCGCAAUCCGUCGCUUGAGAAAAGAAUGCGGGAUUACGCCCUUUGUUAAGCAGAUUGACACUGUAGCUGCUGAAUUCCCAGCUCACACAAACUACCUGUACAUGACAUACAAUGCUGCUACGCAUGACCUGUCAUUCAAUGAUCAUGGUGUUAUGGUCCUUGGUUCAGGUGUUUACCGUAUUGGUUCAUCGGUUGAGUUCGAUUGGUGUGCUGUCACAGCGGUGAGAACAUUGCGCAAAAACAACAUCAAAUCCAUCAUGGUCAACUACAAUCCCGAAACCGUGUCCACUGAUUACGACGAGGCGGACAGAUUAUACUUCGAGACAAUCAGCUUGGAGAGAAUUCUUGAUAUCUAUGAAAUUGAGACAUCUGCUGGCGUUGUUGUAUCUAUGGGUGGCCAGACCUCUAACAACAUUGCUAUGUCUUUGCAUCGUGAGAACGUCAAGAUUCUGGGUACAACCCCAGAAAUGAUUGACUCUGCCGAGAACCGUUACAAGUUUUCUCGUAUGCUUGACCAAAUCGGGGUGGACCAGCCCGCCUGGAAAGAACUGACUUCUAUUGACGAGGCUGAGAAGUUCGCUGAUGCUGUCAGCUAUCCCGUUUUGGUCCGUCCAUCUUACGUUUUAUCAGGUGCCGCCAUGAAUACUGUUUAUUCAAAGGAUGAUUUAGCAUCCUAUCUGAAUCAAGCUGUCGAAGUCUCUCGCGAGUAUCCUGUUGUCAUUACCAAGUACAUUGAAAAUGCCAAGGAAAUCGAGAUGGACGCUGUUGCUAAAAACGGUGAACUUAUCAUGCAUGUUGUUUCUGAGCAUGUUGAAAAUGCAGGUGUGCAUUCCGGUGACGCAACUUUGAUUGUGCCCCCACAGGACUUGGACCCUGAAACUGUCGAAAGAAUUGUUGUUGCAACUGCUAAAAUUGGUAAAGCUUUGAAGAUAACUGGCCCAUUCAACAUCCAGUUCAUUGCCAAAAACAACGAAAUUAAAGUUAUUGAGUGUAAUGUUCGUGCUUCACGUUCUUUCCCAUUCAUUUCUAAGGUUGUAAACGUUAACUUAAUUGAAAUGGCAACGAAAGCUAUCAUGGGGCUACCAGUUACUCCUUACCCAACUGAAAAACUUCCUGAGGACUACGUCGCAAUUAAGGUCCCUCAAUUCUCAUUCCCCCGUUUGGCUGGUGCUGAUCCUGUUUUGGGUGUUGAAAUGGCCUCAACUGGUGAGGUUGCUACCUUUGGCCACUCGAAGUACGAAGCUUACUUGAAAUCACUGCUGUCAACUGGCUUUAAACUGCCCAAGAAAAAUGUAUUGCUCUCAAUCGGAUCCUUUAAGGAAAAGCAAGAGAUGUUGCCUUCUGUCAAAAAGCUCUACAACAUGGGUUACAAGUUAUUUGCUACAGCUGGUACAGCGGACUUCAUUUCGGAGCAUGGCAUUCCUGUGCAAUACUUGGAGGUCUUGAAUGAGGGUGAUGAUGAAAAAUCUGAAUAUUCCCUGACACAGCACCUUGCUAACAACAAAAUCGACCUUUACAUUAAUCUCCCUUCAGCCAACAGAUUCCGUCGUCCUGCGUCCUAUGUGUCUAAGGGUUACCAAACUCGUCGUAUGGCCGUGGACUAUUCUGUUCCAUUAGUUACCAAUGUGAAGUGUGCUAAGCUUUUGAUCGAAGCUAUAUCCAGGAACCUAAACUUGGAAGUUUCUGAACGUGAUGCACAGACCUCCCACAGGACUGUCACUAUCCCAGGCCUAAUCAACAUUUCGGCGUACAUGCCCCACAUUUCUAAUGUGGUUCAAGGCCCAGAGGAAAUGAAGGAAAUUACUAGGCUCUCAGCCGAAUCUGGAUUCACGUAUUCACAGAUCAUGCCAAAGUCAACCCGCGGUCCUGUUAUCACUAAUGAGCAGUCCAUCAAGGUUGCCAACUCAGUUGCUCAAGAAUCAGCAUACACUGAUUUUGGUUUCACUGUUGCAGCCACCGCGCACAACGUUGGAGAAACCGCCCAAUGCGCUAAUGAUGCUAAUGCUUUAUUCUUACCUCACCGUGAAUUGACUGGAAAGGUCUCUAUAGUUGCUGAACACCUGAAAAAUUGGCCAGUCGAAAAGCAAAUUAUCGCUGAGGCCAAAACCUCUGAUCUUGCAUCUGUUAUCUUGCUGGCCUCGCUGCAAAACAGGCCUAUUCACAUUACUGGUGUGUCAAACAGGGAUGAUCUCUCUUUGAUAAUGACAGUUAAGGAGAAGCAAGACAAGGUUACCUGCGACAUAAACAUUCAUGCAUUAUUCGUCAGUCAAGAUGACUAUCCAGAGGCUUUGUUCUUGCCUACAAUCGAAGACCAAGAGUUCUUCUGGCGUAACCUAGAUGCUAUUGAUGCCUUUUCGAUCGGCGCCUUACCAACUCUCCUUGCCCAAAUCACUGGCAAUGAGGUGGUGACUGGUAUUGGCAUCAAAGAGGCUUUGCCACUACUGCUUUCUGCUGUAAACAAUGGUAGACUAACUAUUGACGAUAUCGUGGAGCGCUUGCAUGACAAUCCUGCAUCCAUAUUCAACAUUCCUGAACAAAAUGCCGAAGUCGAGAUUGACUUAGACUUUGCUUUCAGACACACAAAGAGAUGGUCCCCUUACACCAAGGGAGGCCUAAGAGGUGGUGUGGAACGUGUCUUGGUGGACGGUGAAACUAUUGUUUUGAGUGGAGAUUUAGUUGCUGCUGAGGCUGAAGGAAAACUGGUUUCAAGUUCCAGUACUAAGAUUUUAACGCCAGCACAUCCCUCCGUCGAGCCUACUCCUUUCGCGGGAACUAAGAAGAGAUUUUCAUUUUCCAAUGAGAAGAGAUCUUCCUUUACAGGGUUUAGUGACGAUGAAGAUUCUCUCGUUGACCAGCCCCUGGAACAAAGACUAAUGUCGUCAAGACCUCCUAAAGAACUAGCUGCUCCAGGUGCAAUUCAAAGUUUGAUUAGAGGCAACAACCCAUUUUUGAGGAGAAACAUUUUAUCUGUGAACCAAUUCAAGCGCUCUGACUUCCACGCUUUGUUUGCUGUUGCCCAAGAGCUAAGAUCUGCAGUUGAAAGGGAUGGUAUUUUGGACCUCAUGAAGGGCCGCCUCUUGACUACUAUCUUCUACGAACCUUCGACUCGUACAUCUUCAUCCUUCAUCGCUGCUAUGGAGCGGUUGGGUGGAAGAACAGUCAACAUCAACACAACAUCUUCCUCUGUGAAGAAGGGUGAAACCUUACAAGACACUAUCAGAACUCUAGCUUGUUAUUCUGAUGCUAUUGUUUUGCGCCACCCUGAUGAAAUGUCUGCACACACUGCAGCGAAAUACUCACCUGUUCCAAUUCUAAACGGAGGAAACGGCUCCAGAGAGCAUCCAACCCAAGCAUUCUUGGAUCUGUUUACUAUUCGUGAGGAGUUAGGUACCGUGAAUGGUAUUACUGUCACGUUUAUGGGCGACUUGAAGUACGGUAGACCAGUUCACUCUUUGUGCCGCUUGUUGAGACACUACCAAGUCAGAAUUAACUUGGUGUCACCAAGUGAACUAAGGCUCCCUCAGGCUCUGCGUACGGAGCUUGCCAACGCUGGUAUGCUGGGCGUUGAAAGCGAAACUUUGACUCCUGAAAUCAUCUCCAAGUCUGAUGUUCUAUAUUGCACGAGAGUUCAGCAAGAAAGAUUCGAAAAAAGAGAGGAGUAUGAGAAACUCAAGGAUGUUUACAUUGUUGACAACAAGAUCUUGUCUCACGCUAAAGACCAAAUGGUGGUAAUGCACCCAUUGCCUCGUGUCAAUGAGAUUCGCGAAGAAGUUGACUACGACCACCGUGCUGCAUACUUUAGGCAAAUGAGGUACGGUCUCUUUGUCAGAAUGGCGCUCUUGGCCAUGGUCAUGGGAAUUGACCUGUGA
Messenger RNA from Lachancea thermotolerans CBS 6340, 6663 nucleotides. It is a transcript of the gene URA2, whose product is annotated as bifunctional carbamoylphosphate synthetase/aspartate transcarbamylase. Lineage: Eukaryota; Fungi; Ascomycota; Saccharomycetes; Saccharomycetales; Saccharomycetaceae. Gene Ontology annotation, cellular component: cytoplasm; cytosol. Gene Ontology annotation, molecular function: metal ion binding; carbamoyl-phosphate synthase (glutamine-hydrolyzing) activity; ATP binding. The record is from RefSeq and is a predicted model, not a curated record. Gene Ontology annotation, biological process: 'de novo' pyrimidine nucleobase biosynthetic process; UTP biosynthetic process; L-citrulline biosynthetic process. The transcript has a single exon. Bases 1 to 6663 code for a protein of 2220 amino acids.